This is a messenger RNA of Peronospora matthiolae, 204 nucleotides long. The record is from the annotation of a GenBank genome assembly. Lineage: Eukaryota; Oomycota; Peronosporomycetes; Peronosporales; Peronosporaceae.
AUGGAUCGCCAAAAAGCCCAGGCGUACGCGGACUUGGCAGCGCAGAUGAUGGAGCUGCACACGUCGAUCGCACUCCUGGCGCAGAACGUGGAAAAGAUGGCGAAGACGGACGAGGAGGUGACGAAGAUGACGUGUAUCUUCAAUGGCGUGUUCAAGAACGCAGCACAGCAGACGAACUUUCGGGAUCCGUCACCUUCUGCAUAA